Messenger RNA from Prunus armeniaca (apricot), 987 nucleotides. The record is from the annotation of a GenBank genome assembly. Lineage: Eukaryota; Viridiplantae; Streptophyta; Magnoliopsida; Rosales; Rosaceae.
AUGGAGACCCCGAACCAGAUUCAAAUCGACCUUGGUAAUCUCAUGGCCUUCGACCCUCAUCACCACUUCCCCUCAGUCCCCUCCUCCAGGGAGGAAUUAGUGAAGGAAUGUCUAACAAAAGGCACUGAGUUGGUUCAAUCGAUUGCGGACAAACUUUUCAACUUACCUUCAACUGAAGACAUAGAUGGUCCCCUUGUGCAGUUGCCUCGUCCAGAAACUAAAUUGCCCAGGGAGAAGCAUCUUCCAGUGCCUAAACCUCCUACAAAAUGGGAAGAGUUUGCCAAAGCGAAAGGUAUAAAGAAUCGUAAAAGAGACAAGGUUGCAUAUGAUGAACCAAGUCAGUCGUGGAAACGUCGCUUUGGAUAUGAUCGUGCAAAUGAUGAGAAUAGUGUGCCUAUCAUUGAGGCGAAGAUGACUGAUGUGCCAGGGGAAGAUCCUUUUGCUAAAAGACAAGAUGAAAAAAAGAAACGAGUUGAAAAACAAGACAAAAAUAGGUUGCAGAACUUGAAGCAAGCUGCAAAAGUUGGUGCUCUGCCAAGUCAUGUUCAACUAGCUGCUACAAGGUUGCCCAUAACGGGAACCCAGGCUGCACCUAAGAAGGUUACUAAAGACGAAUUGGGGAAUGUAGCUGGAAUAGCAGCAACUGCAACAGCCAGUGGUGGAAAGUUUGACAAGAAAUUGCCAGGCGAAAAGCCUUCUAAACAUAAAGGAAAGUUUCGCAAGUUUUUACCAGUUGUAGAAGGAAAGGGCAAACACUCGCAAGAGAAGGAGCAAACAGAGAAAGUUCUGAACAAGCUAAUGUCUAAGAAUUCCCAUGAGAUACUUAAUGUUGACAAGGCUGUUAACAUGUAUAAUGUCAAGAAAGACAAGAAACGAAAGAACAGACCGGAGAAGUCUCCAGCAUCCUCAAGCAAGUUGAAACCAAAGAAGAACCUUCACAAGAAGCCAUUAAAGAAGGGAUCUUCAAGUAACAGCAAGGGAAAGUGA